This is a messenger RNA of Rhopalosiphum padi (bird cherry-oat aphid), 2000 nucleotides long. RefSeq lists its product as uncharacterized. The record is from RefSeq and is a predicted model, not a curated record. Bases 538 to 1743 code for a protein of 401 amino acids. NCBI's taxonomy places the organism in Eukaryota, Metazoa, Arthropoda, Insecta, Hemiptera, Aphididae. The transcript has 2 exons.
GUAUGACGGUAUCAGUUCACGACGGUGUUUUCCGACGAUAAACAUUUUAUUAUAAUAAUAUUAAGUACAUGAUGUGGGUAAGCGCAAUGCGUGUUUACGUCUCAUAUUAUACCAUAUUAUUAUAGGUACGAACACAUUUUAAAUCUAAAACAAUAACCACUGUAAAUGCGUGUCGCGUAGUCGAAGGACGAAAUAUUCUGUACGGUGUACCUACUUCUGUUUAGUGAAAAUAAUUGAUAAUGAUAAUACUACUAGAUACGAAUUAACAAUAACAUUGUAAUAUAAUAUACCGCCGCAGACGUGAAUAAACUAGACGAGUUUCUCGCGCAGUAAUUAUAAGAACACUACCUAUACGAUACAUGUGCAUAGAUAAACGCAUAAUAUCUUUUUAUAAUUAAUUUAGUUGUGUCGCGCAGUUUUUGGCUUUUCCGAUGUAUAUUAUUUACCAACUAUAAUAUUAUAAUGCUAAAACACGUGUAAAUCAGUCAACUGCAACUACAGGCGGGAACGGGCGGACACAUCACGCUAACCGGUUUGAUGGCGAAUCGCAAUAGCGAGAGUUGUUGUUGUAGCGAUGACGACGACGACGACAGCGAUGACGACGAAGACGACAACAGCAGUGAAUCGUCGUGUUCAAGCUGUUCAACCACGGAAGCUAACGACAACGUUAUCCGACGGCGGCUGUCAUCCGGCCGGACGACCACCGCGGUCGCGGCCACGUCAUUCGAUCUCCUGGACGCUCGGCGGCUACCGGACUUGUUGGACGCCGAACGGCUGGUGGCCGUACUGGACGGGUGCCUGGGAUCAGAGUACGUACGCGGCUGCGUGGUCGAGACGUGGGACGCGGUACUCAGCGAACACCUGGAGGCCAUCGCACACCUCGUGCUGUACCAGACGCCCGAGCACGCGGUCAGCCAGGCCGUGUACGAACAGCUCGCUGGGCUGUCGGCGUCACUCCGCCCGUCAACCGAUGACAGCACACAGCAACAGCGGCCGGCCCGCGUGGACGCUGAACGCGUGUACGGUACGCUCAGAUCGGCGGCCCGGUCGCUGUUGACCACCCGAGUGGACGCGUGCUGCCGGCAGAGCAUGUGCCGGGCCGUAGGGUUGGCCGUGGCCGCGCUCCGGUGCAGCACGCGGCCCGUGUUCUCGGUGGAAAAUUUCGUGGUCGAGAUCAACGAGGCGGCCAACUUCGCCAACCUGUACUGCACCGGGUACGCCAAGCGCAUAUGCGCCGCGCUCGAAGGCAUCUACGACACGGUCAUGGCCGGCGACUAUCAUCCGACCAACGUCGUGGUCCAGAUGGCCGUCAUGGACAAGUGCAUCAAAGCGGCGCUUCGAACGCUGGCCGACGCCCGGGCCACGGCCGCGCAGAAGACGGCCGCCCAGCGGUCGCUGCUCGCUGAGCUCGACGACGUGGGCGCGACUGUGCGCAUGAAAAACUACGGAUGCGUAGACGACACGGCCGCCGACCUGCCACAGCAGCAACGCCAACUCGCGGCGCUGGCCACCGCGUCCCCGGCCCGGUUUGUUCACUUCACCAUGAGCCCGUGGCGAGCGCCCAUCCGCAUGUAUCACCAACAGUCGCCGACCAGCGUGGAUCAGGUGCUCAGGGCCACGGUCAACCUGAUCGAGGCGCUUGUCGCCGAACUGUUCAAGCCAUGCCUGAACAGUCGACACAGCGUCCGCCGUCGCCGCCGCCGCACGUGCAGCAGCCGUCAGGCGCACGACAAACAACUCUAGGACGACCCUUAUUUUUUUCGAUGUAAAUACGUCAUUUAUAUCAGAUCCCGCGCGAUCCAUAACUUACCUAUACUUAUCACAUACGCGAACCACGCGAGUUUUAUUAUUUUUAUUAUUAUUAUUAUUAUUGUGUGUAAUUUUUUACUUAUUAAACAUUUUAGUCUUAAAGUUAUUAUUUAUAUAUAUAUAUAUGUGUGUUAUACGCGUCAGUGUGCUGUACAUAAUUGUUAUUAAAUGGUAAUACGAUUUUAUAGUAA